Messenger RNA from Pseudo-nitzschia multistriata, 892 nucleotides. The record is from the annotation of a GenBank genome assembly. Lineage: Eukaryota; Bacillariophyta; Bacillariophyceae; Bacillariales; Bacillariaceae.
AUAACGAACCACGCAACCAGAAAGCUUGAAUGGCAACGGSAACUUUAUUAUCGAUCGUUCUCCCGGGAGACGAUGUCACGGACAAGAUUGUGCCAACCUCACUAAAGAAAAGCAUUCCAAAACUCGGCACCGGCCUUCGAAUCGAACGCGACGGCAAAGAAGAUGGCCACGAGAGAGUAUUUGCAACCUGUGCGGGUCGGUUGGUACACCGCUCCAAUACMUACUACAUAAAACAGAACGUCCAGCGAUAUCGUCCCCUCCAGGAAGACCGGGUGAUCGGCAUCGUCGAGGAUCGAGUGGCAAGCGAUGGCGCCGGGGGCGAUAUCUACCGAGUCAACAUCGGUGGGCCCCACCCGGCCAUGCUCAACAACCUAAGGUUCGAGGGUGCCACGAAACGCAACAAACCAAAUUUUACGGCGGGAAAGCUCGUUUAUGCGCGGAUCGAUACGAUGCCUCCCUCCAUGGAUCCUACUCUUUCGUGCCAGCUGGGUCCCCACGACGCCGGGGUUCCCCGAAAGGAUUGGAUGACGAACGAGGGGACGUACGGAGAAUUGAAAGGAGGAACGUGCCGAAAAAUUCCCCUCGGAUUGGCCCGUGAGCUCUUGUAUCCGAAGAAUCUAGUCCUGAACGAGCUCAGCAAAUCCAUAGCAUUUGAGGUCUGCAUAGGAGUCAAUGGUUUUUUGUGGGUGCACAGCCCACGGCCCGAAUACACGAUUCUGAUUCUGAACGCGAUCAUGAAUAGUCAGGUACUAACGGAAGCACAGGUCAGGGGCAUGGUCAAGUCGCUGGUAGACACAGUCAACCGCCAAAUUGAGGACGAGGAAGACUAACUAUUCGUCUUGGUUGUAGGGUGAACAAUUUAGGACAUGUGYAUUAAAYAAAUUGCGUGACA